AUGCAUUUCUCAAGCAAGCCACUCUUUCUCUCUCUGUUUCCAUUUGCCCUCGCGCAGUAUGGUGGAGGUGGAGGAACCGCAAGUAGUUCCACCACAACCUCUGUAGCGUCUGCAACAACAUCCUCUGCUCCCGGGGUGCAAACCGUAACCGUCGGUGAUAACAAUGCGAUCGCAUUCUCGCCAGACACUAUUACAGCGGCCGUUGGGUCUAGUAUUGAAUUUGUAUUCUUCCCGCCUAUCCAUUCUGUCACCCAGUCCACUUUCGAGUCUCCAUGCGCCCCUUUGGCCAAUGGAACAGGAUUCUGGAGUGGAGCAAUUACUACUGCAAGUGGACAAAACGCCAACGUUUUUACUCUCAUCGUUAAUGAUACAAAUCCAAUUUGGUUUUUCUGUGCAACCCCACUUCAUUGUGAGACUGGCAUGGCUGGGGUCAUUAAUCCUUCAUCCAACGCUUCAGAAUCGCUUGACCAAUACAAAGCUAGCGCUGCCAAAGUUUCAAACCCGCCUACCCCGUCGGUCGUUCAAGGUGGCAGUAUUGGGCCACCUCAAGCCGCGAGCAGUAGCUCAUCAGCCGCGAGCAGUAGCUCAUCAACCUCGUCAGCAGCCACUACGACCCCGACAAAGAGUGCUGGCGUAAAUAGCUUCGAGAGUAGAGGUAGUGCUCAGUGGGUCCUUAUGGCACUCGGUCUAUUAGCUGUUGGGAUUGGGGGUUUGAUCAUUUGAGCAUGGCCUCGUAUUUUAGCCUACCCUGG
Pseudogymnoascus verrucosus is the source of this 752-nucleotide messenger RNA. RefSeq lists its product as uncharacterized. NCBI's taxonomy places the organism in Eukaryota, Fungi, Ascomycota, Leotiomycetes, Thelebolales, Thelebolaceae. Bases 1 to 723 code for a protein of 240 amino acids. The transcript has 2 exons. The record is from RefSeq and is a predicted model, not a curated record.